AUGGCUCUCACUGGACUGCUCACAGAGGACCCUGGGCCUGAUGGCUUCCCCUGUAAUACCGCUGGGCCUGCUCCAUAUGUGGCUCCUUACAGGCACUAUGUCGUUGGAUUCAGGUUGUGGUCUCUUUAUAAGAUGGUUGAGACACCACCUUCUAUGGGCUCAGUGCAACCAGUGCUCAUUGAGGGUGGUGCACAUUCCAGGCAGACUGAACCAGGGAUUGGACAUGCUGUCAGAGGGCAAUUUUUUCAAAGCUCUACUAAUUUUUUUUUCUUUUUUUCAGGGAUCCAGUUCCGUCUCCCUACUGCCUGUAGUGUGGAUCAAACAGAAACCCCAACUCCAGCGGUAGUGACAUAUACGCCUGGCUACAAGAAGACCCCUCCACCUGUUCCUCCUCGUUCCACCACUAAGCCAGUGAUUUCUGUAACAGCCCAGAGCAGCACCGAGUCGACGCAGGAUGCUUACCAUGAGGGUCGGCCCUCACGGGGAGGGCUUUGGGCCACAGAUAGCCUCGGCCGGGUCAUCUACACCUCCACCGACAGCCUGGAUAGCGCAAAAGCAGUGACCCUAGCAAUGGAAACCGCACCCAAGCGUCUCACUUCUGCGGGGAGCUACAGCUCCGUUCAGACCUGCGAUAAGGCCAUCCUGGUGUCCAAAGCAGAGGAAUACCUCAAGACUCCGCGCUCUUCCAUCGGGAUACAGGUGGAAGCGGCCACAGAUUCUGAGACAGAUAGUAAAGGUCUCCCACAGUAUCACUCCGUGGGUAUCCAGGUGGAGGACGAGAAGAGAAUUGGCCGCUUUAAACGGUCCAACAGUGUGACGACAGCAGUUCAGGCCGAUUUGGAGCUGGAGGGGUUUCCUUCGACCGAAGACAAGAGUCUGCAGUUUGGAGGAUUUCAGCGGCAUUCUGAACCCAGUACGCCCACACAGUACAACGCGGUCCGGACCGUACGAACACAGGGCCUUUUUAGCUACCGUGAGGACUACCGACCCUCCAGCGGGCCGCCCAGUCCGCAGCCCGAGCCCUGGCUGGUGGAGCCCGCCCAUGAAGCAGCCGAGUCCGGCCGAGUGUCGCCACUCCACCGCGACGGCAGCUGGUUCAUGCAGCUUCUGCACAGCGAAACCAAACGGUUGGAGGGAUGGUGCAAAGACAUGGAGCGUGAGGCGGAGGAGCACGACCUGUCCGAGGAGAUUCUUGGGAAGAUCCGGAGUGCUGUGGGCAGUGCUCACCUCCUCAUGUCCCAGAAAUUCCAGCAGUUUUACUGGUUGUGUCAGCAAAAUCUGGACCCCAGCGCUAUGCCCCGCCCCACGGCUCAGGACCUGGCCGGGUUCUGGGACCUCCUGCAGCUCUCCAUCGAUGAUGUCACUGCCAAGUUUGAUGAGCUGCAGCAAAUCAAGAGAAAUGAGUGGAGGAUAGUGGAGAGUCCAGAGAAGAAGGAAAGAAAAUGGCCCCCUCCUGUUACAAAGAGGCCUCCUAAGGGUCGUGGAGCUGUCAUGCGUGAUCGAUCCCUGGAUCUGCAGGACCGACAGAGGCAAGAGGCUCGCCGCAGACUCCUGGCUGCAAAACGGGCUGCUUCGUUCCGUCAGAGCUCAGUUACAGAGCGGGCAGACAGCAUAGAGAUCUACAUCCCUGAAGCCCAAACCCGUUUAUGAAACACGUAUAUACUAUGCCUCACCAGUGCGCUUCACCAACAGGGUACACCCAUUCUGCUCCAUGUCACCGCUGCACUCGUUCACAUUCUCACAUCUGUUACAAGUAUUCUUCCUCUGCUCAUCAUCUACUCUGAGCUGAGAAUAGUGGUGAGUUUAUAUAUGCCUCAAACAGAGCUCAAUGCAAAGAAGUCUUGGCAGUCUAUGCACUCCGAGACCUGCAGCUACUGCAACCCAGUUUGUAUACCGGUUUUAGGACAUUCAGAGGCCAAAACUAAGGCUUUGUUCACACUGCACAUAAAUCUGAUUUGGUUUUCACAUCCCAGUUUUAGUACACAGUUUCGGAGACAGUUGCAAUAGUAGUGAUUAUGAGCAUCAGCAUGAUGCAAAGAGGACAGUUAUCAUGACAUCUUGCCACGGUGCUGAACUCAUGAGAUGCGUGAGAGCGAUUAGCUCAUAUUAGCAAUUCUUAUUAACAUUCAUGCAUAUGCUGUGUCCAAAAUCACUUACUCACUAUUAAUGACAUGGAGCCAUAGGGAUAUGCUGAUGGAAAUUAUAUUUCAAUGCUUUUAUGUUCUCUCGCCAAAACUUUGCUUGCAAACGUUACACUCCCGACUUUGCAUUUUAUCACAACACUGUUGUGUUUUAUCUUUUUUUUUUUUUCAUUAUGGUCAGAACAUUUGCAUUUCCCCUAAGGAGCUUUGCAUUUUCUAACAAAACAUUUUGUUCCCUUAGAGAACUUUUCUGUUCCCCUGAGAAACUUUGCGCUCUCUCAAAAAACAUUUACGUUUUUCUAAAAAGCAUUUUUUGUGCAAAACGUUAGUGCUUCUCACUAAACUUUUGCUUUCCCUUAAAGGGUUAGUUCAUC
This is a messenger RNA of Carassius auratus (goldfish), 2515 nucleotides long. RefSeq names its product disks large-associated protein 2. Lineage: Eukaryota; Metazoa; Chordata; Actinopteri; Cypriniformes; Cyprinidae. Gene Ontology annotation, molecular function: molecular adaptor activity. The record is from RefSeq and is a predicted model, not a curated record. Gene Ontology annotation, cellular component: glutamatergic synapse; postsynaptic specialization. The coding region runs from base 1 to 1650 and encodes 549 amino acids. The transcript has 9 exons. Gene Ontology annotation, biological process: signaling.